Messenger RNA from Thermothielavioides terrestris NRRL 8126, 2616 nucleotides. RefSeq lists its product as uncharacterized. Bases 1 to 2616 code for a protein of 871 amino acids. NCBI's taxonomy places the organism in Eukaryota, Fungi, Ascomycota, Sordariomycetes, Sordariales, Chaetomiaceae. The record is from RefSeq and is a predicted model, not a curated record. The transcript has a single exon.
AUGGGCGACAAUGAACGAGUCGAUUUCGAAUGGCUCGCCGACCUCUCAAAGGGGCAAGCAUUCACCACCUGCGGGCUGUCUCGCCCCGCCAAGUCUCUCGAUUUCGGAGCAGACGGCUUUACCGCUUCACUCACGGACACCCACGAACUGCUCCAGUUGACACGGCCUGAUGCGACAUGCGGCCUGGUGUUUCUCAGGGGUGGCUUUCCCGACAGAGCGGAUUCUAUCCUGUCGCGAGCCCAGAGAGGCGACGACAGCGACACAUUUGGAACCAAGCUACUACGCCCGGAGCCUCGUUCUGACUACCCGGAUGUCGAGCUCGGUGAGCGCAAGGCGCAAGGGUGGCUCAACUUCCGCUGGCCGUACGCACAAUACGAGUUGGUGCGGCGGCAUCCCGAGAAGCGCGACAUCAUCCUGGGAACUGGUACCUGCGAGAUCGUCUCCUUCGUGAGCGAUGGAACAGUCUUCCAAAUCCAUCGUCUUAAAUGGGGCCGCGGCUCUUCGGUCAACGAUCAAGACGAUAGCGACGCGGCCAAUUCAGCAACGGCGCGAUUCAGGGUCGGCGGACGUGUGAGGUUCGGCUGUCCCUGCGCCCAGGCUGCCGACGGACCCGCGGACGAAGAUAGAUUUGCGACGGCUAGCUCUGGCCUAGCUCUCUGUUGCACAAGCGGCAGAUACAAGACGACACUGGUGCUCGGCGUUCAAGUUCACGGCGCACCUCAACCGCUCGCUGCAAGACACAUGGAUGGCAACGCGAGUGGUAUAUCUAGCCGGCGGAGAUGGAUUGACCUGUCUUCCGAGUACCGGGUCAAGAUCCCCUUUGGGGACCACGAGGGCGUCUGUCUUGUCUCAUCGUACGCCCUGCGGGCUGCUGCAGAGGAUCCUCAAGCGCUGCUCACCGUGCCGGGCAGUGCCCCGCUGCCCGACCGCUUGCAAGAUUAUUUAGGCGUCGACCGCCAGUCGGUCAACAUGACGGACCGGCUCUGGACUGCGCUUUGUUCUGCCAACUACGAAGCCGGCGAAGCGGUGGAGCUGUGCGUCGUGGGUCGAUGUGUUGAGCAGAUCCUCGGCGUCACGUCGAUCCCUUUGCAAAAGCCCCGUCAACCUAGCAACCAGGAGGGCCACGAACUACCGGAGUUAGCCUUGAUUGGCAACAUCAUGACCUUCCAGUACGUUGAUGUGGAAAGUGCGUUCUAUCAAAUCCGUCUCCUCGCCAAGACGCAUUACUUCAUCAAGAGCCGGCGGCUGGAGCGCGAUUUUGUUGACGAGGUACAUUACCGCGACCUGAACCAGAUCAAAGAGGAGUAUCUCAAAAAUAUCAGAUCCGCGCUCGGCCGGGCUUUGACAUGGCUAUUCCGCACCGACCUGAAGCCGGGGCGCCUGCUCCUCGCCGUCUACAGCAAGCCAGUCGAGGGUGCUGCCGGCAACCCAGUGUUUGCGAGCUGCGCCAGAGGACGGGUCCAGCUCACCUGGGACGGAUCCUACAACCGUGGGUGCUACGCUACCAUGGCCGCUUGGUACGUCUACAGGCUGUGCCCUGAGGCAAUCACGGACCGGCUGGCAAAGGAGGUCUUGAUACCGUUGCUCCCGCAAGCAUACACGGAGGGAAUGCAACGGGCGGACCGCGUCAAGCAGCCAUCGCCAAAAGCCAACGUGCUUCAGUGGCUGCAUUUCAGCUGCAUAUUGCUGCUGUAUCACGAGCUCGGCUGCGAAGAAAACGCCGACCAUCCCAAGCAUCGCAUCGACCUCGACGUCAGCGAAGUACGAGAGACCCAGGAAAGGUUCGAAAAGGCGGUUUCACGGCUCAAGACGAGCCAGUCCGAUGGCUGGUCCGCUGAGCACGACGAACUGGACCGCGUGAUAUUGCUCGCAGAAGAGAUGGCCCUGGAUCGGCUGAGGGACAAUACAAAAUCCCACAGCCUGGCAGUAUCUCGGGCCAGGCAGACCAGGCGUCGUAUACGGAACCGCAGAAGAACAGCGAAGUUCCACUUGGGCCCCAAGCCCUGGAUGGCCGCACGGUCGCUGAGCAACGGCCCAUGGGAGCUGCAAUGCAUCCACCAUGAAGCCUCCUUGCGUGUUGCCGACGAGUCAAACGUCAUUGCGGCACGAGAUAGGCUAUUCGAGUUUCUCCUCUCCGACUACUCCUUCAUGGCGUCCUGGGACCGAGCCGAUGCCGGCAUGAUCGGGACGUGGUGGGAUAUUCAGCCAGUCGCCAUGGUUUCCUCGACCUUACUUGACCUGAAGGUCGACGGCAAGUUACAGGCUGCCAAGAGCACCGCCCCCAUUUCUGCCCCUCCAGUGGAUGAGGACUCGGCAGCAGAUGGGAUGAGCAAAUCCAUUGGAGAUCUGAGAACAGGCAGCAACAAUCUGGAUGGAGUGGACGUGGAUCCCGCCACAAGGAAGACGCUUGACGCUGGGCAAGUGGCACUGAUUAGUGCCCUAACCCGCCAGCUCAAGCAGUCAAUGGAUGAACUCAUACAGGCAGGUGCAGGUGCAGCUGGCGAUGGGAUGGCAAGCAAGGCUUUUGAGUGGGUAUCGCAACGACCGCCAUCCAUCUACCAUCCGGUAAUUGCGUCCCCCUGUUCCGUCCAUCCAGUGCAAGUUUUCUGUCACUAA